UUUAAGACAACGGUUCCUCUACUUUGAGCUCUGAUUUCAGCAAAAUAUUCCCAUGUCUUCUGCUCUCUACUACUACUACUUCUUCGGUCGUGUGUUUGAGGUUUCUGUGAUACCCCGACUGAUGACUGAUGAUGUUUAAUUUUGAUUUGGGUUCAAGUAGAGGUUCAUGGGAUAAGGUGUGUAAUGGAAAUGAAGCUGAGGAAUCUGCGUAUUUUUCUGCUUUUUAUUGCUCAAACUGCGCUUCAACUCACAGCUUUGGAUACUAGCGCUGGAAAUUCGAGUUCGGGGGAUUGGGUUGCUGCCAAGAAUGGAGACGCACAAGGACCAUGCCCUUCUGGCUGGGAAAUCGGUCCUAAAACGGAUAAGUGCUUUAGACAUGAAAAUAGCUCCCUAUCGUGGGGUGAGUCGGAGACCACCUGUAAAAAGUACGGUGGACACUUAGCAGCACUUACAUCAUCUCAAGAGCUAAGUUUUGCACAGAAGUUGUGUGGCCGAGGUGUCAACGGCUGCUGGAUUGGAGGGAGAGGUGUUAAUUAUACUGUUGUUAAUUAUACUGUUGGUUUACAGUGGAGGUGGUCCGACAAUAUAUCCUAUUGGAAUGAAUCAAUUGUUUAUGGAUUGCUUUCUCCCUCCAAUUGCUCAAGUUCGUCAUGCCACACGAAUAUCUCAGUUGAUUCUUGUACACUGCUGACAAAUGGAACCAGAUCCAUUGUUCCUAAGGAAUGCAAUACGUCACAUACUUAUAUCUGCAUGCUCGGUAUUGGGAGUAAAUGUUACCACAUGCAUUGCCAUAGGGAGUAUCUUAUUAUCCUUGGAGUGGUCAGUGGAUUGAUCCUCUGCACAACUUCAGCUGUUGUGAUUUGGCUACUUGCAAAUAGGCGGAGCAAGAGGCGUAGAAAGUCUCGCAAAUUAUCUAAUCCAGCGGCUUCUGAGUUAGUUCCCCCGUCGUGGAGAGUUUUUACAACUGAGGAACUAAGGUCACUUACUAAGAACUUUAGUGAAGGAAAUCGUCUCCUUGGAGAUGCUAAAACAGGCGGCACAUAUAGCGGCCUUUUACCUGAUGGAUCAAGGGUUGCAGUUAAGAGGCUGAAAAGGUCUAGUUUCCAGAGGAAGAAGGAGUUCUAUUCAGAUAUUGGAAGAGUUGCUAGGCUUCAUCAUCCGAAUUUGGUAGCUAUUAAGGGAUGCUGCUAUGAUCAUGGUGACCGCUACAUAGUAUACGAGUUUGUGGUUAAUGGACCGUUAGACAGAUGGCUGCAUCAUGUGCCAAGAGGUGGUAGGAGCUUGGGUUGGGAGAUGAGAAUGAAAAUUGCCACUACUCUAGCUCAAGGAAUCGCGUUCUUGCAUGAUAAGGUUAAGCCACAAGUUGUGCAUCGGGAUAUCCGUGCCAGUAAUGUAUUGGUUGAUGAAGACUUCGGAGCACAUCUGAUGGGGGUUGGUCUCUCUAAGUUUGUACCAUGGGAAGUGAUGCAUGAGAGGACAAUGAUGGCAGGAGGAACAUAUGGGUACCUUGCUCCAGAAUUCGUCUACAGAAACGAGCUUACAACGAAGAGUGAUGUUUACAGCUUUGGGGUGCUGCUGCUUGAGAUAGUAACUGGUCGUAGACCCGCCCAAGCAGUUGACUCAGUGGGUUGGCAGAGUAUAUUUGAGUGGUCGACACCUUUGGUGCAGGCACAUCGAUAUCCAGAGCUCCUAGAUCCCCUAAUAUCUUCUUCCGACGUUCCAGAAGCUAGCGUGAUUCAAAAGGUGGUGGACCUUGUGUAUGCUUGCACGCAGCAUGUUCCGUCCAUGCGUCCUAGGAUGUCUCAUGUUGUUCAUCAGCUGCAACAGUUGAUCCAAACACCCCUUGUAAAAUAAUCCAACCUUAAGCUCUGGUUUUUUCUAAUUAUUAUCUGUUAACUGCUACCUUUUUGCAGUGCUGUUUUUACCCUGGUUGUCUUGGGGGUUUGCAGAUUAUGAGCAGGAAAGCUUACUGUCAUAGUUGUAAUUUCAGACAACUUUAUUGCAGCCUUACUGCCGAUGUACUGGUAAAACUAUGUUAUGAAUGGAUUGUGUUGUAGGGCAUUUUUAUCA
Messenger RNA from Tripterygium wilfordii, 2070 nucleotides. Its product is annotated as C-type lectin receptor-like tyrosine-protein kinase At1g52310. Gene Ontology annotation, biological process: protein phosphorylation. The transcript is spliced from 6 exons. The record is from RefSeq and is a predicted model, not a curated record. The coding region runs from base 184 to 1854 and encodes 556 amino acids. Lineage: Eukaryota; Viridiplantae; Streptophyta; Magnoliopsida; Celastrales; Celastraceae. Gene Ontology annotation, molecular function: ATP binding; protein tyrosine kinase activity.